AUGGCGCCUGUGGCAGCGAGAAGCGCAGCCGCCGUUGGCUUUGGCGCUGCAAUCUUGAUUUCAGUCGCUCUCACCACAUAUUUCAUCUGUGACCGCCGCUCCAUGAAGAAGAAAAAGAAGAAAUCAAGGAAGAAUGGACUCGUGGAGGCCAUCGGUAACACCCCGCUAAUUCGGAUCAACAGCCUCUCCGCCGCCACUGGUUGUCAAAUUCUCGGCAAGUGCGAGUUCUUGAAUCCUGGAGGGAGCGUCAAAGACCGUGUUGCUCUUCAAAUCAUUCAAGAGGCUCUGGAAUCUGGCCAGCUACGUCCAGGUGGAAUAGUCACUGAAGGGAGUGCUGGAAGCACUGCCAUUAGCAUUGCAACUGUUGCUCCUGCCUAUGGGUGCAAAACCCACGUGGUUAUACCCGAUGAUGCUGCCAUUGAGAAGUCUCAAAUACUUGAAGCACUAGGGGCAACUGUUGAAAGAGUGCGACCAGUGUCCAUUACUCACAAAGACCAUUUUGUUAAUAUCGCAAGAAGACGGGCAUCUGAAGCAAAUGAGUUUGCGCUUAAGCAUAGAAAUUCACAACUAAAUGGAAAGGAGGACACUGAGAAAAUAAAUGGUUAUGAAUCUGAUGGAUACAAUUAUAGCUCUCUGUUUCCUUGUGACUGUCAAGGUGGGUUUUUUGCUGAUCAGUUUGAGAACUUAGCGAACUUCAGGGCCCAUUACAAGGGUACGGGGCCUGAAAUUUGGGAACAGACAAAUGGAAAGUUAGAUGCAUUUGUUGCAGCAGCAGGCACUGGUGGCACUGUGGCUGGUGUUUCUACGUUUCUUCAGGAAAAGAAUCCAAACAUCAAAUGCUUCCUCGUAGAUCCUCCUGGCUCUGGUUUGUUUAAUAAGGUAACACGGGGAGUGAUGUACACCAGAGAGGAGGCCGAAGGAAGAAGACUUAGGAAUCCAUUUGACACCAUAACAGAAGGAAUUGGAAUUAACAGGAUAACGAAGAAUUUUGCGAUGGCAAAACUUGAUGGCGCCUUUAGAGGCACCGAUAGGGAGGCUGUUGAAAUGGCUAGGUUUCUUUUGAAGAAUGAUGGACUCUUCCUUGGGAGUUCUUCUGCAAUGAACUGUGUCGGAGCGGUAAGAGUAGCACAGGCAAUUGGCCCUGGUCACACCAUUGUAACAAUACUCUGCGAUAGUGGAAUGAGACAUUUGAGUAAGUUCUAUAAUGCUGACUACUUGUCUGAGCUGGGUUUGACUCCGAAAGCAGAUGGAUUGGAGUUCUUAGACAUCCAAUGA
Messenger RNA from Sphenostylis stenocarpa, 1275 nucleotides. The record is from the annotation of a GenBank genome assembly. Lineage: Eukaryota; Viridiplantae; Streptophyta; Magnoliopsida; Fabales; Fabaceae.